AUGGAAUCAAAAACCCUAACCGACACAAUCGUGCCAAAACAGGACGAGACCGAGACAGAGUUGAAGAAGAAUCAUGAAUGGUACCAAGCCCUAAUCUCCACUUUUCCUCACGUGGAAGGCUGGGGACCUGAAGAUCCCCUGAUUGAAUACGGUGGUCACUGGUGGCUUCAGUUCUUCCUCGAAGGUUGUCUUUUCGCGCAAGACUUCUUUCAAGCCCGAGCCAACGACUUCCUCGUCUGUAGCUACCCAAAGACAGGUACAACUUGGCUCAAAGCACUGACUUUCGCCAUCGCCAAUCGAUCACGCUUCGACGAUGCCUCGAAUCCUCUCCUAAAACGUAACCCUCACGAGUUUGUUCCUUACAUCGAGAUCGACUUCCCGUUCUUCCCUGAAGUAGAUGUUCUCAACGACAAAGGAAACACUCUGUUUUCGACCCAUGUGCCGCACGGGUCAUUACCUGAUUCGGUUGUGAAAUCGGGCUGUAAGAUGGUUUACAUCUGGAGAGAUCCAAAAGACACUUUCAUCUCCAUGUGGACUUUCAUCCACAAGGAAAGCUCAGAGCUUGGACCGGUUCCUCUCAACAAUCUUGAGGAGUGUUUUGACAUGUUCUGUCGAGGUCUGUCCGCGUAUGGUCCUUAUUUUGAUCAUGUCCUGUCGUAUUGGAAAGCUUACCAAGAGAAUCCAGAUCGGGUUUUGUUCCUCAAGUACGAGACUAUGAGAGCUGAUCCUUUGCCGUACGUGAAGAGUUUAGCUGAGUUCAUGGGUUAUGGAUUCACCGCUGUGGAAACGAAGAAAGGGGUUGCUGAGAAAGUGGUUAAUCUUUGCAGCUUCGAGACGUUGAAGAAUCUUGAAGCUAACAAAGGAGAUAAGGUGAGAGAGGAUCAUGCUGCUGUUUAUGCGAAUAGUGCGUAUUUCAGGAAAGGUAAGGUUGGAGAUUGGGAGAAUUAUCUGACUCCUGAGAUGGCUGCUCGUGUCGAUGGGUUAAUGGAAGAGAAAUUCAAGGGCACCGGUUUGCUUGAGCAUGGUAAAUGA
Microthlaspi erraticum is the source of this 1032-nucleotide messenger RNA. The record is from the annotation of a GenBank genome assembly. NCBI's taxonomy places the organism in Eukaryota, Viridiplantae, Streptophyta, Magnoliopsida, Brassicales, Brassicaceae.